AUGGGGUAUAUACCGCCUCCAGAUGACCGCGAAGACAACUCCAAGAAAAGAGACCGUGCAAAGCCACCCUCACCCAACUCGACGAGACCCAUUUCCGCAUCGACAGACUCCGAGUCCACCACCAUCACCAUUGUGAACCCACUCACCAUGAUACCGCAUAACCCCAGCUUUGGCCUAAUUUGGGGCCCGCUAACGCCCGCGUCGGACAAUGGCCCCGCUUUGUACACGAUGAUCUCGCUUCAAUUCAUCAUUGGCGUGCAGUUUUUCCGAUACGCGAGAAGAACCAUGAUUGCAUCGAGACUGGCCUUGCCGAGUCUCCCACAUCCGCCUUCGCCGCCGCGCUUUGCGCCACGACCUCCUCGCAGCGCCACAUUCAAGCUGAUCUUGGCCGCCGGAGUCGGGGCCACCUUGAUAUUUGGCAGCGGCUUGGAGCUAGCGCGUUUGGCCAUGCCUUAUGAUCCAUGGUUCGACGAAGCUCGACAUUACAGGAAAGUCGCGCGCAAGAAUGGCGAUGUGCCCAAUUUCUGGUUUGGCGCGUACCGGUACUUUGAGCCGAUGAGCUUGAGGAGCUGGCAUGAAAAAGUGUCGCGGUGGUUUGAAAGCGUGGCGAAGGAGCAGAAGAGCAGCGGCAACGCACAUAAGGAUGGCAAGGAGCUGGUGUUGCCUGUGUUUCUCAAACGGGGCAAGUAUCAAGAGGUGCAUGAGCUGAUGAAGCGCCGGUGCGAUGAACGAGCCAAAGAGCUAUUGCUGGGGGAAUUGGAAGCUGUCAAUGAGUUGAACAAGGCGCAGAGGCUCGACUUGAUCUUGGAGGGAAAGAGCCCCUUGGUGAAUUCGCAUUUUAAUAAGGCGAGUAUCCAGUUGGGACAGCACAGUUUGGAAUCGGAUGAUGAUUUCGAGAUGGUUUGGCUUAAUUUCGAACCUUGGGAUGAACUACGGCUAGAUACCGAUUUGGAUAUUCGCGUUAUUCCGCGUUACUCUGCCGUUGAAACCGACGGUGGUGGCGGUGACGCACCGGAGACAGAGGCUCAGCUUGAUGAUUCCGAGCCCCAAGAUUCUGCAUUUUGA
Molecule: messenger RNA, 1065 nt
Organism: Lodderomyces beijingensis
Lineage: Eukaryota; Fungi; Ascomycota; Pichiomycetes; Serinales; Debaryomycetaceae
Source: the annotation of a GenBank genome assembly